Messenger RNA from Bursaphelenchus xylophilus (pine wood nematode), 3879 nucleotides. Lineage: Eukaryota; Metazoa; Nematoda; Chromadorea; Rhabditida; Aphelenchoididae. The record is from the annotation of a GenBank genome assembly.
AUGCAAUGUGUGAGACCGGCAGAAGUAAAGACAAAAAGAUGCCUACAUAACACUACACAGUACUUCCCAAGCGAUGGCGAGGAGGACGAAACGAAAGAGUUCGGCAGGGAAGAGACGGCGAGAGAAAAAAAGAAGGCAUCGAGAGAGAAAGGGAAAAAGACCCCCGACCAGAGACACAUCCACCAUUCUGUGUUCGGAGGAUGGGAGAAAGGAGGAGAAGAGGAAGGGGCUAGCGUUUUCCCUUCUCAACACAGCCCCUGUCAAAUUUUCAUAGUGUAGACAUUUUUAUCCAUCGACGCAUAGACAGGAAAGGUGUUUUGGAUUCUGUCAUCCCUGGCGGGCGAACAUUGCGUCUGUCAUUCUUUUGUCGAUUGCUGUUAAAUCUGUGACCCGCUGCGUAGUCUUGCGUUGUGCAAAACUUCAGAAUUUUGCAAAAUAUUCUUUUUCGCGAUAUCUAUGGUUAUUGAGAUUUUUUUAUUGAUUAGCUUUGUUUAAGGUUCAGCCAACCGAUUGCGAGGGUUACCACGGAGCAGAAAACAGGAGUCCUAGCGUUCAGCCGGUCGUCUCAUGCAUGCCCAGAUGAUUGGAAAGUAGAGAUUGGAGAGUGAAUACGUAUGUAUGCGACCCCUUACUCUUACAUUUUUCAGAGGUUUUGGAUGCCCGGAGACGGCACCGCAAAUCGAAAGCGUAAAUCCACGCCGGUCGAACCGGCUCCGCAGAAAAAUUCGAACCCCAUCCAGGGUGCCUUGAAUUAUCCUGGAUUGGUCGCCCAGAGCAAUCACGGCUCUCCGACUUCUUCCCGUCAACGUCGUGGCAAGACACUUCUAGACGAAAUUGUACUUGACGACGUGAGUUGCAGAUCAUUCUCAUUUUUCCGCACGCCAUGUAUUUGUAGACAGUUUUUACAGAAAAAUUUAACUUUUCUCUGCAGAGCCAAAAUUGCGAGUCCAAAGCCUCGAUCGGUGAGCGCGUCUCGAACGCCGCUGACGCGGCAGUCAAAGAACUAAGUCAGCCGCGGAAACGCGCCCUGGAGUUCGCCGACUCGUUGCCACCAUCAGCAUCAAACUCGGUUUCGACAAUUACCCUCGACUCGGACACAACACCGGAGAACGGAUCCAAUCCAGCCUCUAGUUCACGCCGUAGUCUGAACUUUUCUUCCAGUGCUAUGACAACAGCCACUCAGCCUCUCCAUCUCGGACAGAAUGACAUGCAAGAUUUAGAUUUCCUGAAUCAAGCAGUUGCCGCGAAUGUCCAGAGAAUGAUCGGCGGAGUCCAGAACAACCUGGCCAACUCGCAACUCAACCUGGUGGUUCAGAACGCACUUCAACAAGGCUCUUCGCAUAGUCUGGAGCCCUCGAUUGUCCGAGGAAAUGGUCCCUUCCAUCACCAACAUAAUCUGUACGGAGGAUCGAGGAACAAUCUUCUUCUUCAUUCCGUUGACACCAAGCCCAAGUUGAACAUUGGUGGGCACCAUAAUGGAGUUUCAAAUGGUUUGCAUUCUAAUGCUGGUAAGCAACUCCUCAACCCAAAAUCCAACAGCAAAUCCCGUCAAGGAAGCGAUGGAGAGUAUCAGGUUAGUUAAUCAUCAUCAGAAAAGAACAUUAAUUUCUAUUUUACUUACAACUGCGUGUUUUUAUUUCAGCUUAUCAAAAACGAAGUUCUUUGCUCUCCUUACGGUAAUCAGUACGAAGUGUUAGAAUUCCUGGGAAAGGGAACCUUUGGACAGGUUGUGAAGGCAUGGAAAAAGGGGACAAACGAGAUUUGUGCUAUAAAAAUCCUUAAGAAACAUCCGAGCUACGCACGACAAGGACAAAUCGAGGUGAAUAUCUUAAGUCAACUGUCCAACGAAAAUGCCGAAGAAUUCAAUUUCGUUCGUGCGUUCGAGUGUUUCUCUCACAAGUCGCACACUUGCUUGGUGUUCGAGAUGUUGGAACAGAACUUGUACGAUUUCCUGAAGCAAAACAAGUUCACUCCGCUUCCAAUGUAUCAUAUUCGACCGAUCCUGCAACAAGUGCUAACGGCCCUGUUAAAGUUAAAGCAAUUGGAGUUGAUUCACGCAGAUUUGAAGCCAGAGAAUAUUAUGUUGGUGGACCCGCAGAACCAGCCGUUCAGGGUUAAAGUUAUUGACUUUGGAUCGGCGUCACAUCGCAGCAAAGCCGUCACCAACACAUAUCUCCAAUCCCGGUACUAUCGGUAAGGAGAAUAUUUUUUUGUACUAAUAAUCCUGUCUUCUGUCCUAAUCCUUUCUUUGCAGAGCUCCCGAGAUUAUCCUUGGAUUACCAUUCAAGGAGUCCAUCGACAUGUGGAGUCUUGGCUGUGUCAUCGCUGAACUGUUCCUUGGAUGGCCUUUGUAUCCCGGUGCAUCCGAAUACGAUCAGAUCCGGUUCAUAGUACAGACACAAGGACUUCCACCUCAACAAAUGCUGGAGAAUGCCACCAAAACCAAUCGAUUCUUCCGUCAGAUCAGAAAUCCGACUCCGUAUUGGCGUCUAAAGGACCCGGGAGAGUUUGAGGCUGAGAAUUCGAUUAAGUCAAAAGAGACACGGAAGUAUGUAUUCAAUUGUCUUGAUGACAUUGCUGCGCUCCAUGUGCCAAAUGACAUGGAUAGCAUUGAUACAAUGUGUGAAAAGGCUGAUAGGCAAGAGUUUGUGGAUAUUCUGAAGCUGAUGUUGUCGAUGGAUCAGGAGAAAAGACUGACACCUUCUGGGGGGCUUCAACACAAGUUUGUCAAAAUGACUCAUCUUUCUGAUAUGGGACGCACUAGAUAGUAAGUUAAAUAUUUUUAAAAUUUAACUUGUUUAGUCUCCAAUUAUCAACUCAAAGAAUGGAAGUCUGUUAUCGAACUGACCGUCAUUCCUACACAACUCAGAGGAACAGAAUUGAGAACGCGACACCUGUGCUCAGUGCUCCUUCUACUUUUAUCCCACCUUCCACCACAACUCCGAUGAUUUCCAAUAAUGCAAACUCGCAGCAGUUGGCCAAUCAAGUCGCCGCUCUGGCCGCCGUUGCUAAUAUGCCUGACCUGAACAUGUUCCAGACCUACAUUAAUUCUCAACAAACCCAAGCGGCCCAACCCUACAUUUAUCAGCCUUUAACGGCUAUAUUGCCUUACGGUAAGUUGAAUUUUUUAGUAUCAUCUUUUUAGGAAGACAACCACAAUUUGUCGGAUUUGCUGGUCCUCAAGCCGCCCCCACACUCAUGUCUUCGUAUAUGCCGAUGUUUGUGGAUCCCUUAACGGGUGCUGCACCAAACGCGGCUCAACAACAACAGCUCGCUAAUCUUGCCGGAUGGCCUCAGGCGAAUGGACUAGCCGCUCAGCCGGCUGCCACUUCGCUGUUUCCAUGGCAGCCAGCAGCCGCUGUUUUCCCUCCGGAGUUUUUUCUGCAAGGCGCCGUACAAACACGUAACCCGGCCUUACCUUUCAAUCCCCAGUUGUUCGCUCCGGCGCCGCAGAUCUCCCAGACUUCGCACCCGCAGGCCAAACCCGCAACGAACGCACUCAAAUGUCCCAUAAAUGGCAACGGGACCAUCGACCCAAUCCAAUGGGAGAUGGCCCUAAAUGGGUUCAUUGGCGGAGCACCCGCCUUCAUUGCGCGCCCUUCUCACAACGGGCAGUUUUUUGAGAGUAUGGACGUCUCGUCGAUGACGUCCAGCCAACCUCAAAACUCGACCUAUCAGCCGGAAAUGCUGAAUCUUCUGAACCCGGCUGGAUCAUCAAUCCCCUUGAACGUCCAGAAGGAUUUGAACUUUAGCCGGCCCAGCAACAAUUCGUCGUCCUCCAGGACCCUCGACAGUGUCCAGUUGCCUUCAGUGAACGGUGAUUCCGACACCGAGAUAUCUGGCUGUUAUCCUUUUGUGCAGAGAUUUAUCCCCCAAUAA